Esox lucius (northern pike) is the source of this 6758-nucleotide messenger RNA. RefSeq names its product phosphatidylinositol-5-phosphate 4-kinase, type II, alpha a (gene pip4k2aa). Gene Ontology annotation, biological process: phosphatidylinositol metabolic process. The transcript has 11 exons. The record is from RefSeq and is a predicted model, not a curated record. NCBI's taxonomy places the organism in Eukaryota, Metazoa, Chordata, Actinopteri, Esociformes, Esocidae. Bases 898 to 2223 code for a protein of 441 amino acids. Gene Ontology annotation, molecular function: phosphatidylinositol kinase activity.
GGAACGCUAUCAUUUUCCUGUCUGCAUGCAGCACGAGGGAACGUUGCUUUGGCUGUCAACUCCCUCCCUCGAGCUGUCAGUUGACAGCGCAGCAACGAGCCGGAAGAAUCGUGGGAAAGAACACAGAUUUGAUAAACCGUAGAUUUUAGUUUUCUCAUUGUUGGCACUGGAACAACGGUUUGGACACUGACGUUUUGAGGCGAACUAAAGAACGCGUAGGAGGAAUACAAAAAGGACUAAAUAGCUAUCAAAGCGAGCUAUUUUAGUGAGUUAGCUAGUUGCUAGUUGGCAAGCUAACAUAACGUCACCUUUGGCCAGUGCUGCCGCUGCUUUGCAGAAGCUAGCAAAGGUCGGAGUGUGUAGGAACGUUACAUUAGGCAGGCGAACUCCAUUGGUAUUUUAGCUACGGUUGUAGGUGCAUAGAUGGUACAACUGCACGAAAUGUUUUCUUUCAUAUGAUCAUUGGGUUGUUACACUUUACAUUUAAAAAAAAUUAACCUGUAUGUGUCAUGUUAGUUCAGUAGUUAGCCAGCUAGCAAUGCUAAUGAAAUCGACUCAGUGAGGCUGGCGCGGGGGAGAGGAGCUUGAGGAAGGAGGGUGUAGUACGAUGUGGGGAAGUGUUGGGUUAUACAGCGAGCUGUAGUAGCGGGUUAACUGGCAGUGAAUAACUCAACGUUAAUAUUUCACAAUACAUUGUCAACAAAGUCACUAGUUAGCCAGCUAACGAAAAGCGGGGCCAAAUUGGAGAACCAGAGAAAGUAAUACAAAAAAAUACUUGUUUUCAGGCUGCUCUAUGUAACGUUAAAUGCAGAGUGUGGGUGAUCAUUGAGAGGCUACUCUUCAGUUCCAUAAAGAACUGCUACUGACUGAUAACCAGCCAAUUUCACAUUGCUAAAGAUGGCUACGGCAAGCAGCAUUGCCGCAUCUAUUGCGAGCAAGACGAAGACGAAGAAGAAACACUUCGUGGCUCAAAAAGUGAAGCUGUUCCGAGCUAGUGACCCUCUGCUCAGCGUGCUCAUGUGGGGAGUUAACCAUUCGAUCAAUGAGUUGAGCCAUGUUCAGAUUCCCAUCAUGCUGAUGCCUGAUGACUUCAAGGCUUACUCCAAAAUCAAGGUGGACAAUCACCUCUUCAACAAGGAGAAUAUGCCAAGCCAUUUCAAGUUUAAGGAGUACUGUCCUCUAGUGUUCCGCAACCUCAGAGAGAAGUUUGGAAUCGAUGACCAGGAUUUCCAGAACUCCCUGACACGUGAGGCUCCAUUGAACAGUGAAGCUCACGGUCGGAGCGGCGCUCGCUUCCACACCUCAUACGACAAACGCUACGUUAUCAAAACCAUUAGCAGCGAGGACGUGGCUGAGAUGCACAACAUCCUCAAGAAGUACCAUCAGUUCAUCGUGGAGUGUCAUGGCAACACACUUCUCCCUCAGUUCCUGGGGAUGUAUCGCCUCACGGUGGACGGAGACGAGACCUACAUGAUUGUCACCCGGAACGUCUUCUCCCACCGCCUCUCCGUCUACAAGAAAUACGACCUGAAGGGCUCCACUGUGGCCAGAGAGGCCAGUGACAAGGAGAAGCAGCCACGCCCUCCUGAGGAUGCCCCUCCAAGGCCCAAAUCUAACGUUCAGCAAAGGCUGCAAACGCUUCGGAUCGCCACGCGCUUUUACUGCGCCAUGAAACACGUAAGAGACGCAAAGGAACUGCCCACCUACAAAGACAACGACUUCAUCAACGAUGGACAGAAGAUCUACAUCGACGACGACAACAAGAAAAUGUUCCUGGAGAAACUACGCAAAGACGUGGAGUUCCUGGCCCAGUUGAAGUUGAUGGACUACAGUCUGCUGGUGGGCAUCCAUGACGUGGAGCGGGCUGAGCAGGAGGACGUGGAGAGCGAGGACAACGAGGGAGACGAUGAUGGGGAGAGUGAUGGGGGGAUAGGCACACCCCCCGACUCCCCCAGUAACACCCUGGACAGCACCAAGCCCCUGUCCCCUGGGGAGUUUGACCCCAGCAUAGACGUCUACGCCAUCAGGAGCAACGACAGUGCUCCUAGGAAGGAGGUGUACUUCAUGGCCAUUAUUGACAUCCUGCAGCACUAUGAUGCCAAGAAGAAAGCUGCUCAUGCUGCCAAGACCGUCAAACAUGGGGCGGGAGCUGAGAUCUCGACCGUGAACCCGGAGCAGUACUCCAAGAGGUUCUAUGACUUCAUCACCACCAUCCUCUCAUAGCCCCUAGGAGUAGGGGGUGGGGGGGCACAUGGGGCCACUCACAGAGAGGAGGAAUGGAGGGAAACAAAACAAGAGUGGACGGGUGGGUGAGGGCGGUGGGUUGUCUUCGUCUCUCCGUCAGCACGGGUGUCCCUCUCAGCAGCUAAAACCAUCAUUUGUUUACAUUUACCUUGUUGUCCUCUGUUGGUUUGACCUCUGUUACGUGGGACCAUGACAUGUGACAGGAGAAGAACACGUGUUUUAGCUUGGUUCUAGUCAGUACCUUUUUUAUUUGCUGGUUUACUGUGGGAAUUUAGCUUUUCUUUUUUUUUUGUCUUUUUUUUUUUUACUGCCUCUUUACGUGACCAGUAUUCUUGUGUUGUUUUUGUUCUUGUUUUUGUUCUGUAUUACCCUUUUUGGGUGGGAGGGGCUAAGAAUGAGGACUAACAGGGCUCAAUGAUUGGAUAGUAAACAGGAAGUGCACGUUGAGGCUUAUCCAAUCACUCUUCAGGAAGUAGUCUUCCAAUAGGUCAUCAGCCAGAUCAUCCAAUCACCAUUUGGUACAGCCCUGCCCUAGCCAAAUGUAUCUUCCUAUUUGUCCCCUUAUCCUUCACUCUGUCCUUAAACCCUCUUCCUGGCAAUGGGUGAUCCUCCCCGAUAUGCACCUUUACUUGCAAUCUAUCACUCACACCUGCAUGCACACACAUACUCUCACACACACACCCACACACACACACACUGUAUUUCCCUUUCCCUCAAGACACAACAAGUUAAGAUGAGUUGUUUAGUAAGACCAAGAGCUGGUCAAGGAACACUGUGUGUUAGCGUUAAUAGUAUGUGUUAGUGAGCAGUUGGCUCAGCACACAUUAAUGCGAGCGUGAAGCAAGAGGACAGGGAGAGGAUAGCGGAGUACCUAGAAAGACGUGAAGAAGUAUUGGCCAGAGAGCAGACUGCACAGUACACAUGAGAUCUAAGAGUUCCAACUGUUUCCUUCAGCUCCAGUUACUGGGCAGAGUUUCAUUUUGGCUCUGGAGACUCGUGACAUCAAUGACUGAUCUGGUUCAUGUCGUUCCCGGAACAGUACCAGGAAGUGACAUGGUGAUGCUUCUGUGUCUGGCGUCUUGUGAGGCCGUGUUUUGAUACUCCGCGGAGUCUCUACCCUGCGUUGCAAUUGGCACCCUUAAACAUAUCGUUGCACUUUUACGUUGUUAGAAGUAGGACACCCUGUUCUGUUACACGCCGCCGCAAACAAAAGCACUGUCUGGAGCUAUAGAACACAGUCCUGGGAUUUCUGAUGGGGCUGUAGAAGGGAAUAGGAGUGUCUAGGCCGCUAAGGGCCACAGCGACUUGGGGCGGGAGGGACUUCAGGUGGGUUUGGGUCAGGGCGGCAGAGAGAGGGGAGAUGCAUUCAAAGGCGGAUGGUCGGAGCCUGCUGUCUGCGUCUGACAUCAUACCAGCACACACCGCCCUGAACCAUGGUCUCACCCAGAACUCUGUCAGCAGGGACUUGAAGUCGGUUCCAGAGAAGAACAGGGCGUGCAGGAUUUUACUCUCAUCCAGCACAAACACACCUGAUUCAAGACAGCUUGAAUCGGGUGUUUUGGAGUCGGGAGGUAAUGAGAGCCUGCGCGUGCUAGUAGCUCUCCUGUAUCGGAGUUGCGAAAACCCAGAGGCCGUAAAAUAUCUGACAUAUCUGGUUCAGUGUUGAAUCGGCUGUGUGUCUCAGUGUUUUGUUAUGAAGAGGGGCGUGGAAGUAGGUUCUGGUGGUAUAGAAUAAAACAAAACAAAAAAAGUUGACUUGUUGUUUAAGUGUUGAUGUCAUGGCAACCUGUCAGCCUCUCCUUUUAACAUUGUUGUCCGUCUGUUAAUCAGACUGUGUUGUUCGUGUUGUUGUUGUUUUUUUAAGUUUGUUAAUCUCUGAUUGGAUUUGGCAGUUUAGGAAUUGACGCUGUAAAUUUUUAUAUUUUGCACAAAAACUAAAAAGGAACCAAAUGUUAUGCAUACAACCCUGAUUGGUUGACAUGGUCUUAACAAGGGAAACGCAAUAUUAUUAUAUCUGUACCGGGGCUGUAUAUGGCUUGUAGCUCUAUAUAGCUCUGACUUGUACCAAGUGUCUGUGGCUUUGGUGUUGAGUCUGUGAUGGCUAACCAACUAAAACCAGUGAUGUUGUCGUCCUCCACUAUUCUAACCCUAGCAGAAAGCUUCCAUAUUGAGGUAUGUUUUGUUUUCUUUGGACACACAGAUUAUAUUCACAUAUAUUUUUGCAUUGCAUUGUGGUCAUCAAAUUUAAUUGCAUUUUAAAACACCGCCCUUCAAGGGAAUGAAAGUGUUGUGUCAUAUGAAGAAUACUGCUUGGAUUUGUACAAUGCUCACUGUACGUACUGUAAAAAAAAACAAAAAUGCAUGUUUCAGGAAUACAGUUUCUCCCUCCUCCUGUGUCUUGGCUGUUUAGAUCCACCGAAACUUCACCGGUCUGUUAACUUCACUUGUCUGUUCUUACCAUGCUUUAAAGUGUUCUUUUAUUGUAUACACUGUUUAAGAGGUGUGCCUUUAUACUCCAAAUUAUUUAAUUUUGUAUUUUUUAAUUAUUAUUUUUUACAAAGUUGAAAGGUUAUAAUAAUUAUAAUAAUAAUAAUAAUAAUAGGGUGGUUAUUUAGAAAUGUAUCACCACUUUUAUUCUCAGUGCCCCCCCUCCCCGUGUAGUAGGUGUUUUUCAAUCUCUUAUUGUUAUUGCUAAGUCCAAACUGAUAUUGACUUUCAGUUUUCAGAAAACGAAAAAUAAAUGGCCAUCUUUGAUGCGGAAGUGACGUGUAGAAGUUAGUUAUUAGGCACAGAUCAAGAUUACCCUCCUUAAAUCCUAACCUUAAUCAUUAGGUGGGGUAACAGCGACUCUGACUGCAGAUCGGUGUCCAGGGGCAACUUCUACCUCCUCACAGGUGUGGGGAUGUUCACCACUGUUCCUGCUUCAGUAGGGAUGUGUGUUAGUGUGCGUGCGUGUGCGUGACUGCUGUGGUGUUUGUCGUGCUGGUUCUCUGAAGGCUUCCUUUCGAGUUUGAGAGUUUCUGCAAUGGCACUCUAUUCCCACACUGCUCGGUUUUUGACGAGAGCCGUCACACGGGCAGGAUUUGCUGUAUCCGGGUCGGAACUGGUGCGGCUGUUUAGAGAAUAGGAUGAUUCGGACACAGUCUGACUCUGACAACAAGCUCCACGUUGUUCUCAGGAGUCGCUCCCCAUUCCCGUCAUCUUGUGUUAGUGUUGCUACGUCAGCGUACACCAGGACCUACUACCUACUCCACCUCCCCCCAGUGGGUCAGCCAAUCCAGCACUCGCACACUCGUCACUCGGAGAAAACGCCUCCAUUCUUGGGGGGCGUCUUGUAGGCGUGGUGCAGUUGACGAAAUAUUUUCUCAACUCGUUUUCGAGGCAGAUCUGAUGUGAUCGUUGACAAUGACGUGCCCCCAGAGUCUGUCGAUCAAGUCCCUCGAUUUAAGUUUCAGAUGGAAUUGGUUAAGGUUAAAGGUUGGGCUCAAGGUUAGGGUUAAAGUCAGAGUUGAGCAAUAAACCUGGUCAAGUGUAAUCUGAGCUUGGAGUAUGUUUUAUAAUGCAAGUUCCACCAUUUAAAAUUGAGGUAUCCCCUCGAUUAAUUUCUGCCUAUAGAACAAGAUUCAUGACAAAACAAAUCCAACCUGCACUUUCUGAUAGAAAACGCAGCAUUCUGUGAUUUUUGUUGUUGCUCUGGCUGUGUUGAGGCUGGAUCCAUAUAGUGCUGCCAUGCCGCCGACAGGAACUCUGACUAUGGUAAACAACAAAUGACCCCCCCCCCCCUCCCAUUCCAGUUCCAUCCGUGGAUGAUCCUUCAACUCUCACCUUUGUGUAAAACCUAUUGUACCUCUGAGUCCACCAUAUUGCCAAAAGCUACUUUUCCCAUUAAUGUGUAUCCAUAAAUAGUCUCAACGUGCGCACAUGAGCUUAAAAAUGUUGUCUGGUGUAUAUGUAUUCAAUCGGGUUUAUUUUUUUAACAUGUGAAUUGGGAGAACGUUUGGAGGGUUGUAGCGGGCCCUCACAGAUAGUUGUUGGACGUUCACAGCUAUUGGGACAGGCCGGUGCAAGUUUAUAAAUCGGGUUUUAACUGUUUGGGAAAUAAAACUUGAUGAUAGCUUUGGCUUGACAGAAUCUGCAGGAGCUGAAUUUUCUCAAACCCUAUAGGGAUUUGAAAUCGGUUAUACUCAUGAAAUAGACUCUAAUACAACCGAAAACUGUUACAAAAUACGCUGAGUUUUUUGGGGGGAUUGAAUAUGCAAACAGACCAGAAGACUAUAGGUUUUUACGAGGUCCUUCCUGCAUGUUUUGUCAUGUCCAAAGUGACCCAAAGUCCUUGCUUUGCUUAAGCAUUGUGUGUUGCUGUCGCAGAUGGUCCGUGGGGGUGUAACCUCUUGUGUCUUGUGAGGGAGGCUCACUCAUGUUCUAUGAUGUUUAUUGUUCAACACAUGAUGAUGAUAAUACACUCUAUUCCAUAAGCAUUCGCUCAAGUACAAUAAAGCACUUUGCUAAACUGC